Symbiodinium pilosum is the source of this 1692-nucleotide messenger RNA. NCBI's taxonomy places the organism in Eukaryota, Dinophyceae, Suessiales, Symbiodiniaceae. The record is from the annotation of a GenBank genome assembly.
AUGACGCUACUUGUGUACAAGCAAGUUGAAGCGUUGAAGGACUACGAGAAGGAAGCUGCGAAUUUGCAGCGCGAGAACAAAGACCUUCGCUUCAGAUUGGCUGAGUGGGAAGGCAGAUCAGUGCCUGGGAGAGUAAGCGAAAGAGAAAACGGUCCGGAUCGUGCAGCAGGUGCCGGGUCAGGGCCGCAUCUUUCGACGAGUGUCAACCGAGAGGCGUGGGGUGGUGACAUUGACAACGAUUUGGGACGUGGUUCCCAGUCGUUGGGCUUGGCAGCAGUGGUUCCAACUCCGUCUCCAUCACAGAUGAGAAGCAGUGGUGGUGGCGGUAUUUCUGCCCAGCCAUCGCAUGAAGAGGAUGAGCUUGCAAAAGUUCAGUUUGCAGCUCGGGAGGCUGCUGUUUUCGUUGAUGCUGACGCAUUGAAGCGGCAGCUCAAGCAGAACCUGAGCAAAGAGACAUAUGAUGUGUCCAUGUACUACAAGGAGACUGGAGUGUGGCAGAGGAUGGCUCGCUCCAGCUGCUUUGAGCACCUGACCCUGCUGAUGAUAGCUCUCAACUCCGUCUGGAUUUGGAUUGACACAGACAACAACGAUGCCAACACGCUGCUUGAUGCGGAGCCUGUCUUCGUCGUGGUUGAAAACGUCUUUUGCGUGUAUUUCUUUUCAGAGCUGUUGAUUCGGUUUGCGGCCUUCCGGGUGAAGAGAAAUUGCCUUCGAGAUGGUUGGUUCGUAUUUGACUCAAUCCUGGUCGCGCUUAUGGUUUUCGAAACAUGGCUUCUCACUAUAGCAGUCGCUGCGAUGGGCUCCGGAGCCAUGAGCAGCCCGGGUUUCCUACGAGUGCUGCGCCUUUUCCGACUGACGCGUAUGGCACGCAUGGCACGACUUCUACGAGCCUGUCCAGAGCUUUUCGUAAUGCUCAAGGCCAUCGGCGUGGCGCUGCGGUCUGUGAUGUUUGCUCUGUUGCUUCUCCUCGGCGUGGUUUACGUUUUUGCUAUUUUCUUCACACAGCUCCUGGAUGGCAAGAACAUGGACCCGGGCACCAUACAACGCGACCAAUUCGGAUCUGUAGCUGAGUCUAUGAACACCCUGCUUCUUAGCGGGGCCUUGCCGGACCAAGCAGAUUUGGUCAACCAGCUCCGGGGCCUUCCAGAGUUCGGCGGAAUCUAUUACUUCAUGAUUCUGACAUAUCUCUUGCUGGCGUCGCUGACAGUCAUGAACAUGCUUAUCGGUAUUCUCUGUGAAGUCAUCAGCGUUGUGUCUCAUGUGGAGAGCGAGGAAAUGAAGCUUAGCGCCGUCAAGUUUUCCCUGCAGCGCAUCUUAGAGGAGACCGAAGCGGAUGAAGAUGGUGACAAGAAGCUGAAUCGCGCUGAGCUGGAGAUGCUACUCAAAAACCCUAAAGCCGUGCGCACGCUGGCGGAUGUGGGAGUGGACUUGCUGGCUUUGGUUGAUUUGAUGGACUUCAUCUUCGAGCAGAAUGAGGACCUCACUUUCCCCGAGUUCAUGGACAUUGUCUUGGACUUGAGAGGAGACAAUGCAGCAACAGUAAAGGAUAUAGUCGACCUCAGACGAUUUGUGAGUUCACAGACAAAGAAGGUCGAGAGGAUUUACAAGGAGGCUUUCAGAUCACCUUCGAUAAUGAAACCGCCCUCGGUGCCAACUCCCACGCUCGCAGAAAUUGGAACCAAGACAUGCUGA